AUGGCGCUUGAUAGCUAUUACCGGAACAAGAUAGAGAGCAUGAAGCUCGAGAUCAUUCAGGGCCAGGCCGUUCUUAGGCGGUUAGAGGCGCAAAGGAAUGACUACAACUCUAGAGUCAGGUUGUUGCGGGAAGAGCUGGGUCUUUUGCAGCAGCCAGGCUCCUAUGUCGGUGAAGUGGUCAAGGUCAUGGGUACCAAAAAGGUCCUGGUCAAGGUCCACCCUGAAGGGAAAUACGUGGUUGAUAUUGCGGACGGUGUCGACAUAGCAAAGCUAACCGUCGGAAAACGAGUGUCACUCCUGUCCGAUACUUACAAGUUAGAGAAGAUGCUGCCGUCCUCUGUCGAUCCUCUGGUGUCUUUGAUGAUGGUCGAAAAGGUGCCAGAUAGUACCUAUGAUAUGAUCGGUGGACUGGACCAGCAGAUCAAGGAGAUCAAAGAAGUUAUCGAGCUGGGCCUCAAGCACCCUGAGCUAUUUGAGUCCCUCGGGAUCGCACAGCCCAAGGGUGUGCUUCUGUAUGGGCCUCCAGGGACGGGCAAGACGCUACUUGCGCGAGCGGUUGCACACCAUACAGACUGCAAGUUCAUCCGAGUCAGCGGUUCCGAGCUCGUACAAAAAUAUAUUGGUGAGGGAAGUAGGAUGGUUCGAGAGCUUUUCGUCAUGGCCCGAGAGCACGCUCCCAGCAUUAUAUUCAUGGACGAGAUCGAUAGUAUUGGCUCUAGUCGAGUAGAGGGAAGCAGUGGUGGAGACUCGGAGGUACAACGCACCAUGCUGGAACUUCUCAAUCAGCUUGACGGAUUCGAACCAACGAAGAAUAUAAAGAUCAUUAUGGCUACCAACCGGCUGGACAUACUCGACCCAGCACUUCUCCGGCCCGGCAGGAUAGACAGGAAGAUUGAAUUCCCUCCACCCUCGUACGUACUUAUUGUAGACUCCGCCCUCCCACACCCCAAUUUGAAGGCUAACUUGAUGCUUUUAUUUGUCCACUAUAGUGUCGAAGCCAGAGCUGACAUUCUCCGCAUCCACUCGCGCUCGAUGAACCUAACGCGUGGCAUUAACCUGACAAAGAUUGCAGAGAAAAUGAACGGCUGCUCUGGUGCUGAACUCAAGGGAGUAUGUACCGAAGCGGGCAUGUACGCCUUGCGAGAACGAAGAGUACAUGUUACGCAGGAGGACUUUGAUCUUGCAACAGCCAAGGUUCUCAAUAAACACGAUGACAAGGAGGUCAGUCUCGGCAAGCUGUGGAAAUAA
Trichophyton benhamiae CBS 112371 is the source of this 1248-nucleotide messenger RNA. RefSeq lists its product as uncharacterized. Gene Ontology annotation, cellular component: proteasome regulatory particle, base subcomplex. Gene Ontology annotation, molecular function: ATP hydrolysis activity; ATP binding; proteasome-activating activity. Lineage: Eukaryota; Fungi; Ascomycota; Eurotiomycetes; Onygenales; Arthrodermataceae. The record is from RefSeq and is a predicted model, not a curated record. The transcript has 2 exons. Gene Ontology annotation, biological process: proteasome-mediated ubiquitin-dependent protein catabolic process. Bases 1 to 1248 code for a protein of 415 amino acids.